Messenger RNA from Acanthosepion pharaonis, 714 nucleotides. The record is from the annotation of a GenBank genome assembly. NCBI's taxonomy places the organism in Eukaryota, Metazoa, Mollusca, Cephalopoda, Sepiida, Sepiidae.
AUGCGCUUUAUACCUGUCCGACUCUAUGCUUUAUCUAUCUAUCUAUCUAUCUAUCUAUCUAUCUAUCUAUCUAUCUAUCUAUCUAUCUAUCUAUCUAUGUCAGUCUGUUCUUUCUUUCUUUUCUUUUCUAUCUUUCUAUCUAUCUAUCUAUCUAUCUAUCUAUAUAUCUAUAUAUCUAUCUAUCUAUUUCAGUCUCUUCCUAUUUAUCUAUCUAGCAGAGUGUGUUCAGUAUCUAUCUAUCUAUCUAUCUAUGUCAGUCUGUUGUUUCUAUCUAUCUAUCUAUCUAUCUAUCUAUCUAUCUAUCUAUCUAUCUAUCUAUUUCAAUCCCUUCCUAUUUAUCUAUCUAGCAGAGUGUGUUCAGUAUCUAUCUAUCUAUCUAUCUAUCUAUCUAUCUAUCUAUCUAUCUAUCUAUCUAUCUAUCUUAGCCUGUUCGUAUCUAUCUAUCUAUCUAUCUAUCUAUCUAUCUAUCUAUCUAUCUAUCUUAGCCUGUUCGUAUCUAUCUCAGCCUGUACCCAUCUAUCUAUCUAUGUCAGUCUGUUUUAUCUAUCUAUCUAUCUAUCUAUCUAUCUAUCUAUCUAUCUAUCUAUCUUAUGCCCGAAUCUGUUGAUAUACAUACAUACAUCAGAGUUGCUCCGUAUCUAUCUAUCUAUCUAUCUAUCUAUCUAUCUAUCUAUCUAUCUAUCUAUCUAUCUAUUUAUUUACAGCUCCAUAUAG